This is a messenger RNA of Malassezia sympodialis ATCC 42132, 777 nucleotides long. RefSeq lists its product as uncharacterized. Gene Ontology annotation, cellular component: multivesicular body. Gene Ontology annotation, biological process: late endosome to vacuole transport via multivesicular body sorting pathway. The record is from RefSeq and is a predicted model, not a curated record. The coding region runs from base 1 to 777 and encodes 258 amino acids. The transcript is spliced from 2 exons. NCBI's taxonomy places the organism in Eukaryota, Fungi, Basidiomycota, Malasseziomycetes, Malasseziales, Malasseziaceae.
AUGCUAUCGAGUGUGCCGUCCGUGCUGACAGAGAUAGUACCCUUCUUGCAGCGCGCAAAGGAGGUAGAGCGUGUGGAUCCUGUAAUAGCAUAUUGGUGUACGUCGAUACGGCUCAUUCCAGGCAAGUAUUACGCGGCUCAAAUUGGCAUUGAGAAGGGCACCGGGCAUGCAGAGGCGCAAGCCUUCUUGCUCCAAUUUAUGGACGAGCUUGAGCAGUCAUUUUUGGCAGCUUCCAAAUUCUUGGAGCUGCUCCAGGUAUUUGGUCCGCUGGAGCCCGACGUACGUGUGCAUGGACUAAAGCAGAUGCAAACAAAGAUCAAAUACGCCAAGUGGAAAGCCGCCCAGAUCUCAAAGGCCCUGCGUGAAGGUUCGGCGCUGACACCUGGGCCGGACAAGACGGCUAUGGAGAGAGAGGCAGCGCAAACAUCCAGUGAUGAUGCAUCACAAGCUGCGCGCGUGAGUGAUGCAGAGGAGGCGACCCAGUUAAAGUGGCCACAAGUACCACGCGAGACAGAUGCUCCCCAGGUGCACGUCAUGGCUGCACGCUCUACAGACCAGACGUCGAAGCCUCCCGCGGAGGCCGGGCCACUCGCGGCGCAGCCUUCGGACUCAGAGGACCGCGCGCCGGAAUCGGGCCUAUCUGUGCGUGAGAUUGCACACGCUCAAAAACUCUGUCGCUGGGCUUCUAGUGCGUUGGACUAUGAAGAUCUUGAGACAGCGCGCACACAGCUGCGUCAGGCCCUUUCGCUGCUGGACGGCACAGGCCCCCCAAGAUAG